This is a messenger RNA of Sander lucioperca (pikeperch), 2412 nucleotides long. Its product is annotated as G2/M phase-specific E3 ubiquitin-protein ligase. Lineage: Eukaryota; Metazoa; Chordata; Actinopteri; Perciformes; Percidae. The record is from RefSeq and is a predicted model, not a curated record. Gene Ontology annotation, cellular component: nucleus. The coding region runs from base 108 to 2003 and encodes 631 amino acids. Gene Ontology annotation, molecular function: ubiquitin-protein transferase activity. The transcript is spliced from 13 exons.
ACUGUCCAUAUUGUGGAUCUGCCUUGACAGCUUCCCCUGGGUUUUGUUGUGUGUGUGGCAAAAACAUCAGAUUUCUAAAAGAUGUGGCAAACAAAGUCCCUGAGGAGAUGCCUACGACCAGUGCACAUGCUAAUGCACAGUCUAGUACUGCAGGAAGCUCAGGUGUAGAGUCCUUUAUGAAAUUUAGGGCAAUAAAAGAGAGGGAGAGAAAGACAUUCUUUUCAAAGACACGUCAGAAGGAACAGAAACAGAAAAUAGUAAAGAUUUAUGUUGGAGUUAUGAGGAUGACAGGUGAUUCCCUUAAACCUGUGAGAGGGAAGUCACUUCCCCUUGAUAUUCGCCCUCAAUGGUCAUCUGAUCAACUGUUGGCUGCUGCUGUAAAGAAGCUGAAAGAUUUUAACCAGGAUAUGGAAGAUGGUGCACAUGUUUUGUUGUACCCUGAUGCUCAGGAAGUUAGAAACAUCCCAGGAACAGACACCCCUUUCACAGUGCAGAAAUACAAGGAGGCAAUUGGAAAGGCCUACCAAAGAAUAACAAUGUACAUUUGCAAUGUUGAAGACUUUGCAAACAGCUGUUACAGUGGACAGCCUUCAAGUGAAGAUGACAGUGUGGUCCAUGUUAAUUUGCCGUCUGGAGACAGUCCACUUUCUGACACCGUGGUGUGGGACGGUCCAGAUGAAGUGAGCACUCCAAAAAUGGAGAAGAUUUUGCAUGGACAACCAAAACCAGCAGCUGAUCAGGAUGGAAGAAAAACCGCAGUCCAGGAAGAGGUCAAAUCAGCCCAAGGUCAGACAAACUUCUAUAGAAACUACACAAAUGUGUAUGCACCAAUUGUUAUUGACAGCGAGUCUGAGCCAGAAGAACACAUGGAGCACACUGCAGAAGAACGCACAGAGGAUUUGACUGCUGCAGACAUUGUAUUGGAACUCUCAACAAAGAUAAUAAAAACAUCUUGCAGCAGGUUCAAUAUAAAUAGAGCCAAUGUGUGGGAUGGAGCAGUCCGCGGCUUCAAACGUGCUUCAUUUGACCCAUCUCAUGAGUUAUUAGUGAAAUUUACUGAUGAUGAGGGGCAAACUGAGGAUGCAUUGGACACUGGUGGUCCCAAGCGAGAGUUCCUGACCCUCCUAAUGAACUGCCUGAGAACUCGAAGAAUCUUUGAUGGCCCAGAGGACAGGAAAUUUCUCACAUUUGACAGUGCAGCUGCAAGAGAUGAAUACUUUCUUGCUGGGAGGAUGAUAGCAACAUCAAUAGUUCAUGGUGGUCCAGAUCCUCGCUUCCUGUCUGAGAUUUUCUACCAGCACCUCACAGGAGGAACCAUCACUGACAUUGAAGCCAAGAUUGAAGAUGUUACGGAUGACACCAUGAGAGCUUCCCUGCUUGAGAUAUCUAACGCAGCUACAUUGGAUGAACUACAUGCGUCAAUUGACAGACAUUCCAGCUUGUUGCAAACUGCUGGUUGCUUUCAGUACCCUGAUGGUGUGGAUGAGAAAGAUAAGAUCAUAAAGGAUUUCAUGCAGUGGUACAUCAUUUACCGCAACCAUUUCUCAAUACAAAGAUUCAAGGAUGGGCUUUCCACACUAGAUGUCAAUCAUGCUUUGGAGCAGCAUGCAUCCGUAUUCAGAGCCUUUAUGUGCUCAAGUGUGGAACAGCUGACAUCUGCAACAUUGGAGGAAAUCUUUGAGGUUCAGUUCAGUGAAAAAGGCAGCACAAGACGACAGGAAGAAACCAGAGUAGUAGGAUUCUGGAGAGACUAUCUUCUGGAGACAGAAGAUAAACGAACAGGACUCUUCCUCCAUGAUAUCCUGAUGUUUGCCACAGGAUUAAACACACUGCCUCCCUCUGGAAUUCAGCCACGACCCAAACUGAUUUUUCAGAUGACUUCUCACUUCCCAGUCAGCAGAACCUGUGCAAACACAGUUGAAAUACCGAUGCCUGAAGAUGGUCAUCUCCACAUUGACUGUAGGUUGACUCAAACGCAAACUGGCCCAAUUCCUCCUGUGUGACUGGGCACUCACAGUCAGUUCCACCAAACCUGGAAGUAAAAUAUGCAUAUCAGUUCAGUUUUGCAUUUAUGUUUUCAGUCAACCAGCAGGCUGUAAUUCUGGGCAUGUGGGCAGCAAAUGUAUGUUGUGGUCCAUGUUUAAGCAGGAAGUUGUGCUGGAGUUAUGUUCAUCCUGUAUGAUGUACUUGUGGGAAGUGUUAGGAGUAUCAACAUGCUCUAAUGCAGAGCUCUUCAACAGGGGGCCCGUGACCCUUAGGGGGUCCUCAGAGUUAGUGCAGGGGGGCCACUAAAUUAUUUAAAAAAUAUAUUUUGUAAAGUUUCUUUAUUCAAAUAUUAAAAUGUCUGAAAAUAUACAUUACAGUAAUUUGAAUCCAACAUAUCAAUAGCAAACAUAAAUUGGCCUAUUUUUG